GUAAUGAAUACGCCCCAGAGCACGCACAAGAGUUGUCUGAAAUGACGUGGAAUUUGUAACUUGCCUACAAGCGCUAUAUCAAAGUGCGCAUGAUUUCGAGAGUAUUUAAUAAAACGAGCUACUGUAGUCUUUAUUGAAGUUAAGUUUAAAUGUGCUUAUAGUCAUAGUUUGCUAUCAAACAUGAUUGUUUCUACUAGUGUCAGUUAGCUAACAGUACCUUCUGCUAACUACGACAACUAAAUUGAGAAGAGUUCACCGAAGCAGAGCUAGCUAGCCCAAGUGACAGAGCUCCUACUAGCUAGGAUCUUCGGGUUCUCUAUCGAUAGCUACGUUAUAUGGCUACAGCAAGAUGACUUCAACAACCACUUCGACGGGAAUGUCUUGAGAUUGAACUCGAGACGUGUCACGGAUUAGCCAAUGAUUGACACGGUGUUGAAGCGAAUGCUCAUCAGUAGUUUGUUAGCUAGCAUGCUAGGAAGCUACUUCCAACGACGCCGGAGCCCGCAUUUAUAAGCCUACCCAGUUAAGUGGUUUGCGCUCGAGACUGACGUUAGUUAGCUGUAGUUGAAGCUAACUAGCCGGUUGUAUUGUAAGGACAAGAGCAAGCUGUCAAGAUGGGUUCGUUGUUCCGAAGUGAAGAGAUGUGUUUGGCCCAGAUGUUUCUGCAGUCUGGAUCGGCAUACGACUGCAUUAGCGAACUGGGAGAAAUGGGUCUGGUGGAAUUCAGAGACCUCAACCCCAGCGUAAACCUAUUCCAGCGGAAGUUUGUCACUGAGAUAAAACGAUGUGAGGAAAUGGAGAGAAUUCUAGGGUACCUUCUUAGGGAAAUCAAGAGAGCAGACAUCCCACUUCCAGAGGGAGAAGUGAACCCGAUUGCACCCCAGCCCAAGCAUGUCCUGGUUAUAAUGGAGCAGUUGCAGAGGCUGGAGGUGGAGCUGAGCGAGGUGACCAGGAAUAAGGAGAAACUACAGAAGAACCUCCUGGAGCUGACCGAGUACACACACAUGCUGCGCAUCACACGCAACUUUGUGCACCGCAGCACAGAACCUCUGCACGCCCAGCAUGAGGAGUUGUCCUUCCUAGAGGACUCCAUGAUGGAGUACACUAGCAUGCAGCGGCUAGGAGCCAAACUAGGCUUUAUAUCAGGGCUGAUUCAGAGGGUGAAGAUAGAGGCCUUUGAGCGCAUGCUGUGGAGAGUGUGUAAGGGCUACACCAUUCUUAGCUACUCUGAAAUUGACGAGUAUUUGGAGGACCCUGACACGGGUGAGCCAACUAAGAGUGUGGUGUUCCUCAUCUCCUAUUGGGGUGAGCAGAUCGGACAGAAAGUCAAGAAGAUCUGUGACUGCUACCACUGUCACGUGUAUCCAUACCCUAACAGCAAUGAGGAGAGGAAUGACGUUGUGGAGGGACUCAGAACUCGCAUCCAGGACCUGCACACUGUUCUCCAUAGGACAGAAGACUACCUGAGACAGGUGUUGAACAAGGCCUCUGAGUCUGUCUACACCUGGGUCAUCCAGGUCAAGAAGAUGAAGGCCAUCUACUACAUCCUCAACCUGUGCAGCUUUGACGUCACUAACAAGUGUCUGAUAGCCGAGGUGUGGUGCCCUGUCAACGACCUGCCGACCCUGCGGCGGGCGCUAGAGGAAGGCUCGAGGAAAAGUGGAGCCACAGUGCCUUCUUUUGUCAACCGUAUCCCCAGCAACGACACUCCGCCCACCCUGAUAAGGACCAACAAGUUCACCUCAGGCUUCCAGAGCAUAGUGGAGGCCUAUGGAGUGGGAAACUAUAGAGAGGUUAACCCAGCUCCUUACACAGUCAUCACCUUCCCCUUCCUGUUUGCUGUGAUGUUUGGAGACCUGGGCCAUGGUAUGAUCAUGGCUCUGUUUGCUCUCUGGAUGGUGCUGUAUGAGGACAACCGCAAACUGAAGCGCACAAGAAACGAGAUCUGGAACACGUUCUUCGAGGGCCGUUACAUCAUCCUGAUGAUGGGCUUGUUCUCGGUCUAUACCGGCCUCAUCUACAACGACUGCUUUUCCAAGUCUCUCAACAUCUUUCACUCAGGCUGGAACGUCAACGCCAUGUUUAAAUCUGGAAAUUGGACUUGGGAUUCCACGCUCCGCACCAAUGCCUUUCUGACCCUUGAUCCCAUUGUCCCUGGGGUUUUCAAUGGACCCUACCCUUUGGGCAUUGACCCGAUUUGGAACCUGGCGUCAAAUCGUCUGACCUUUCUGAACUCCUACAAGAUGAAGAUGUCUGUGAUUGUGGGUAUCAUUCACAUGAGCUUCGGGGUCAUCCUAGGUGUCUUCAACCACCUACACUUCAGAAAGAAGUUCAACCUGUACUUAGUAUUCCUCCCGGAGCUGCUGUUCCUGCUGUGUCUGUUUGGCUACCUGGUCUUCAUGAUCAUCUACAAGUGGCUGGCCUUCUCUGCCCGUGACUCCCAGAUGGCCCCCAGCAUCCUCAUCCACUUCAUCAACAUGUUCCUCAUGCAGGGGGACGGGGUGCCGCCCCUCUUCCCAGGACAGGUUGGGCUGCAGGUGUUCCUGGUGGUAAUUGCUCUACUAUCAGUGCCUGUCUUACUGCUGGGGAAACCAGUUUACCUCUACUUGCUGCACAACGGAGGAGCCAACCUCAUGGGAAUGUACAGGGGUUAUGAGCGUGUGCGGCGGCACAGUGAGGAAGAGCUUUCCCUGAUGAGGGCUCAUGACAUGGAGGAGGGCAGUGUCCACAAUGACCUCUCCACCAGCAGAGAGCAGCAGAAAGAGUUUGACUUUGGGGAUGUGUUCCUGCACCAGUCUAUUCACACCAUAGAGUACUGCCUGGGCUGCAUCUCCAACACAGCCUCCUACCUGCGCCUCUGGGCUCUGAGUCUGGCACAUGCCCAGCUGUCGGAGGUGCUGUGGUCCAUGGUGAUGCGGGUGGGCCUGCGGAUGGACACCAGUCUGGGCAUCAUGUUUCUGGUGCCAGUGUUUGGGAUAUUCGCUGUGCUCACUGUGUCUAUCCUCCUGGUUAUGGAGGGACUGUCUGCCUUCCUCCAUGCUCUCAGGCUGCACUGGGUGGAGUUCCAAAAUAAGUUCUACAGUGGGACUGGAAUCAAGUUUGUUCCCUUUGCCUUCUCCCUCCUGCCCUCUAGCUUUGAGCAUGAUGACUUGCUGUGAAUGGGACACAAUGCUCCCGCCCUCCGAGGCAAACUGCCACAAUAUACCAGCAGGAUCCAGUGCUAUUGAGCUAGCCUGCGUACCAGUCUCUUUGUGCCAUCAUGCCACUCCUUUUCAUGCCAAACAUGAUCAUCUACAAGUGGCUGGCCUUCUCUGCCCGUGACAUAUGAUGGCACAAAAAGAUUUGUACUCUGACUACUAUUGAGCCUCAUCGAUGUUCAGUUUCAUAGUGUUUUUUUUAAUACUAUUUGUUGUACUGACUGACUGCCUUGCAUAUGUACAAACAAAUGUCAACAUAUCAUGCUCUAUUUUCAAUUGAAUGAUAUUCUGGGUUACCAAAACUUUGCAAAGAAAAGCCUCAUUCAGUCUUGGUUGAAAAUGAGAAGUAUUUUUGGAUGAAUGUAGGAGCGAGAUGUACAUUUUAUUUUAUAGAAAUAAAGUUGGAAUGAGAGAAUAGCAUUUGAAUGACUACGACAGGCUUAAAAAUUAUAGUGGUGCAUACAUUCAAGAGAAAAUGUAUGAUUACUGUUGUGCUGAAUGUUAACAAAAUGUCCUAACACAUGUUGCCUAUUCCUCCAUCGCUUUGUGGGAGACUACUCUUAAAACUGUACAUUCCAUCGAUGGAAAUUUAACGUAUAGCUCAAGACAUCCUUUCACAGAGAUAGUUCUGCUGGUCAAGAGCCAAUUUAAUGACACCAACAAUCCCUGAUUAGGAAUAAGGCAAGAAAAGCAGGUACUGGACCAGUCCAGCGAUCAAUUCUUGCUGAAGCCUUUUCCUAUAUUCCCAUCCUGUAGCACCAUAGCAGGAGAAUGUCGUUUUUGCUGUUGGGUAAUGGCAUUGUACCUUCAAGAUGAAAAGAAAAGGGGUAUAUUUUAUUGGAUUUUUAAAAUAUAUAUAUAUAUAUAUUCAGUACCAGUCAAAAAAAAAAUUACUAUUUUUUUUUACAUUGUAGAAUAGUGAAGACAUCGCAAUUAUGAAAUAACACAUGGAAUCAUGUAGUAACCAAAAGUGUUUAAAAAGUCAAAAUAUUUUAUAUUUGAGAUUCUUCAAAGUAGCCACCCUUUGUGGUCAAAUAGCCCUUACACAACGUGGUGUUUUUUGGGAUCAUUGUCCUGUUAAAAAAAUAAAAGAAAUGAUAGUCCCACUAAGCGUAAACCAGAUGGCAUGGUGUAUCGCUGCAGAAUGCUGUGGUAGCAUUCUGAAUUCUAAAUAUAUCACUGACAGUGUCACCAGCAAAGCACCAUCACACCACCUCAAUGCUUCAUGGUGGGAACCACACAUGAAGAGAUCAUCCAUUUACCUACUUUGCGUCUCACAAAGACACGGUGGUUGGGACCAAAAAUCUCAAAUUUGGACUCAUCAGACCAAAGGACACAUUUCCACUGGUCUAAUGUCCAUUGCUCGUGUUUCUUGGCCCAAGCAAGUCUCAUUAUUAUUGGUGUCCUUCAGUAGUGGUUUCUUUGUAGCAAUUUGACCAUGAAAGCCUGAUUCACGCGGUCUCCUCUGAACUGUUGAUGUUGAGAGGUGUCUGUUAAUAGAACUCUGUGAAGCAUUUAUUUGAGCUGCAAUCUGAGGUGCCGUUGACUCUAAUGAACUUAUCCUCUGCAGCAGAGGUAACUGUCUUCCUUUCCUGUGGUAGUCCUCAUGAAAGCUAAAACGUUCAAAGUUCUUAACAUUUUCCAGAUAGACUGACCAUGGCUUAAAGUAAUGAUGGAUUGUUUAUCUUUGCUUAUUUGAGCUGUUCUUGCCAUAAUAUGGACGUAGCCCUAUUUGGUAAAAGACCAUCUUCUGUAUACCACCCCUAUCUUGUCACAACACAACUAAUUGGCUCCAAUGCAUUAAGAAGUAAAGAAAUUCCACAAAAUAACUUUUAACAAAGCACACCUGUUAAUUGAAAUGCAUUCCAGGUGACUACCUCAUGAAGCUGGUUGAGAGAAUGCCACGUGUGCAAAGCUGUCAUCAAGGCAGAAUUUGAAGAAUCUCAAAUAUAAUGAAUAUUUUGAUUUGUAUAACACUUUUUUUGGUUACUACAUGAUUCCAUGUUUUUUUUUCAUAGUUUUGAUGUCUUCACUAUUACUCUACAAUGUAGAAAACAGUCAAAAUAAAGAAAACCCUUGAAUGAGAAGGUGUCUAAACUUUUGACUGGUACUGUAUAUAUAUUGUAUUUGUCGAAAUGAUAUUAAACCCUUUGAAGAGGAGCUAAUUGAUUUAAUUGUGAUUACCAUGUAACAGAACUUUAUGGGGCGCUUGCACCAUUUCAUUGUAAACUGAUUUUCUGUGUUAUCAAACCUCAAUGAGCUGUAUGUUAUUGAUGCUUAAAUAUGCUCCUAAAGCAGGAUUCUAUGGGAAAUGCUGCUGUGAAGUUGAGACUAGGUAAUGUCAAAAUAGUGGCUAGAAAGACUUCUACAACUAUGAUCACCACUAAUUCUUAGAGAGGUGUAGUAUGUCAUGAGCUUGUCAUCUAAUCCUUGAUAACACAAUGUGUGUGGUUUGUUGAAGGGUUGCUGUAAAUGUCUGUUCCUGGUCUAGAUGUAAUCAUAUUUAUUUUAUAGAGUAAUGUAACUAUUUGAUUACUUUUCUUUGCAUCAUUAAAAAGUCCAUAGGGGUAUCCAUACA
Salvelinus fontinalis (brook trout) is the source of this 5775-nucleotide messenger RNA. Its product is annotated as V-type proton ATPase 116 kDa subunit a 2-like. Bases 615 to 3158 code for a protein of 847 amino acids. Gene Ontology annotation, cellular component: plasma membrane; vacuolar proton-transporting V-type ATPase, V0 domain; vacuolar proton-transporting V-type ATPase complex. Gene Ontology annotation, molecular function: ATPase binding; proton-transporting ATPase activity, rotational mechanism. The transcript has 20 exons. NCBI's taxonomy places the organism in Eukaryota, Metazoa, Chordata, Actinopteri, Salmoniformes, Salmonidae. Gene Ontology annotation, biological process: proton transmembrane transport; vacuolar acidification. The record is from RefSeq and is a predicted model, not a curated record.